This is a messenger RNA of Salmo salar (Atlantic salmon), 3335 nucleotides long. RefSeq names its product solute carrier family 35 member A5 (gene slc35a5). Gene Ontology annotation, cellular component: Golgi membrane. The record is from RefSeq and is a predicted model, not a curated record. Gene Ontology annotation, biological process: pyrimidine nucleotide-sugar transmembrane transport. Gene Ontology annotation, molecular function: pyrimidine nucleotide-sugar transmembrane transporter activity. NCBI's taxonomy places the organism in Eukaryota, Metazoa, Chordata, Actinopteri, Salmoniformes, Salmonidae.
CUAGUUAAUUGCUAUUGUGGUGACAGUUUAUGUGAACAAUCAAAAUACAGCUUGAUAAAUUUAUGACUUGUAUGUAUGACUAGGCUAGCUAACUAUCCAUUUUAGUUUGUGAUAGGCGUUUGAUGACUUGCCCAUGCACCUGCAUUAGCUAGUGUAGCCCUGCCUGCAUUUAACAGAUUGUCCUAAAGUACAGUAAGCCUAUUGCCAUUACAUUUGGCUAUAUGCAAACAUGCCAUGCACACAUUAGUCUUCAUAUACAACUUGUCCUAUAACAGGGUGUUUUAAUGCAAAUGUAGCAUGACCUCUAUUCAACAUUUAAAAUAGCCACAAUGUGACCUUUUGUUCAUUUGUUUGUUUUGGUAAACACUACACAUUACUUUAGCAACCAUUUCAGCUAAUGUAAUAAUAACUGCAGUUGAACUGUGUAACUGUACUCUGGAAGAAAACCCUCUGUGUUUGGCCCUGUCUGGCUCUCACAUGCUUCUAAUCAGCUUGACAAACAGGAAGAUUCCGCGAAGAGUGAGCCGUGAGCCCACACCAUGGUGUGCUGCCGUGUGUGCUCCAGACUGUGUCCCAGGCUGUGCUCCCGCUCCUCAGCGUACACUCUGGCCCUGGGCUUGGGCUUCGUCACCCUGGGCACCUCCCGCAUCCUGCUGCUCAAGUUCUCUGCCAACACACAGAACAAGUAUGACUUCCUCCCUGCGUCUGUCAACCUGCUGGCAGAGGGGCUCAAGCUGCUCUUCUGUCUUGGCAUGUCUCUCAGAGUCAUGGUCAGAGAGGGUCGUUCAUGCCGAGAGCUGGGCUGCUCCUCGGGCUCUGCCUUCCUGAGUUUCAUGAAGUGGUCGGUCCCCGCCUUCCUUUACUUUCUGGAUAACCUCAUCAUCUUCUACGUCAUGACCUACCUACAGCCUGCCAUGGCAGUGUUGUUUUCCAAUUUUGUCAUCCUGACCACAGCUAUCCUGUUCAGAGUUGUGCUGAAGAGACGCCUGUCCUGGGUGCAGUGGGCCUCCCUGGUCAUCCUCUUCCUGUCCAUUGUCUCCUUGACGACGGGGUCGGGAGGCAGCCAACGGGCCAUAGCGAUGCCGGGCCUCCACCCCAGCCCCCUCUCCCCACCCACCAACAGCUGCCUGCUCUACACACAGCUAGAGGAGCAACGAAGGAACGACAGUAACUCCAGCACAUGGAGCUCAGUGCUGCCGGGACAGGCUGAGGCGUGGCGGGGGAGGCUGAUGGGGACCCUGCGCUCUCUGGGCAUGGGUCACAUCCUCCUGGUGCUCCAGUGUUUUAUCUCCUCCAUGGCCAACAUCUACAACGAGAAGAUCCUCAAGGAGGGAGACCAGCUCCAAGAGAGCAUCUUUAUCCAGAACAGCAAACUGUACAUGUUUGGCAUGCUGUUCAACGGUCUGACUCUGGGUCUAGGGGGCGAGGCGAGGGGUCUAACCGUCCGCUGUGGCCUCCUCUACGGUCACAACGUCUACUCACUGGGACUGGUGCUGGUCACUGCUGCCCUGGGCCUGUCGGUGGCGUUCAUCCUGAAGUUCAGAGACAACAUGUUCCACGUGCUGACAGGCCAGAUCACUACAGUCCUGGUCACGGCCCUGUCCCUCUUCCUCUUUGACUUCCACCCCUCGCUGGACUUCUUCCUGCAGGCGCCCGUGGUGCUGCUCGCCAUCUUUGUCUACAACGCCAGCCGGCCCAAAGAUCCUGAGUACGUCCUGCAGCGCGAGAAGCUGCGCGUCAUUAACGGAGAGGUGCUGCAGAGGUCGCGAGGGGAUGGGGAGGAGCUGGAGAGGCUGACCAAGCCAAACACAGACAGUGAAUCAGAGGAGGAGUCUGUCUAGCCUCCCAUUAUGACCUCACAAUUGCUCAACCCUGUGAUGUCAUCAGAAUGCCUGGCUCUGUGACAUCACAAUGGACAAACUGUCAGUCCUGAAUUAUGACUUUGCUAUAACCUGGCCUGUGACAUCUUCAGCCUUUGACAUCAGAAUGGACAUGCUGUGUAUUAUGACAUCAGAGCAGCUUGGCCUGUGGUUUUGUUGGCCUACUGUGAUUGUCAUAAUUUAUUGUACAUCAUAGAUGCGGUAAAGAGGUCAAUGGAACUUGACACAAACAUGGAAAUGCCAUGGAAACGCAUGGGGAAAAGAUCCUGAGUCUCCUCAUUGCCCCCCAGCAAAAUUAUCCUACAUUUAGGCUAUUGUUUAUGUGUAUUCCACACUACUGUAUGUUGAGUAUAAUGCGUGUAUGGAUGUCAACCCCAAUACAUGUUCAUGUCAUUGUCACCAAUCAACUGCAGUGCAGUUAAAAACGACUUUGACUACCAUGACCGAUUUUUAUACGCUAGCUAUGCUACCAGCUUAUACGAACGGGAGUUAGCAUUUAGCAGUCACUUCUUUUAAACUUGAAAAUGAACAACUUCUGAAUGUUAUUCUGCGAAAACAGGCAAAUAUAUCAAAAUCCAAUUUUAGUAACCACAUUGUGGGGCCUGUUCACAAAUAUUCACUUUGUUAGAUAGACUUGUUGAAUGUGCGCCAAUCCGGCGUCCUUCUUCUAUCCCCCAAGGUCUGCGUUCCAUUGACCUCUUUACUAUUCAGAAAUGUGCUUGUUUGUGUAUGAAGUAUGCUAUACAAAUAAUAUUGUAAUGGAAGAAAUGCUAAAUAUACAAUUUUGUAUAUGUUGUUGUAUUUAAAAUAAUGCUAUUGCUGUUAUUGACACAGUGGCAAGGGUUACAGCUGUCAGAUGUUGAGAAGUUCAUAUCUGCCAGUUAUGAUCUUAUUUUGUCUCUGUUUUUCAAAACCAGUUUUUAUUAUACAUUUGUUUGCAUUAUGUUGGUGGUUAUUAAGAAAUCUACUGAAGGCUGUUGGAUGUUUGGGAGCUAAAUUAGUUUUUCUAAUGGCCAACUACUCAGUUUGUCUUACCGUUAUUAAGUACUCACAAAGACCAUACAGUACUAGCACACGGACCAUGUGAUUUGUUCUGGUCUCAGUCCAUUUUACGUUCAGAAAACCCAAUCUGGACGGUAAAACAUGUAAGAUUGUGUUUCACAUUACACACUGAAAGAUAAUUGGCUUCUUUAGUGGUUUACAUGUGUUCAACAGUGUUACUCCUCUCCGGUCCAUGCUUUUUGUGCCAUAUAAUUUACACUUCUAUCAUGUAAUCAAAAUAGAUACUUGUGAAAUAAAGUUUAUGAAUUCAGUAAAAUUAUGUUAAGCUGUAAGGCAAUUUACACCUGGUUCUUUAUAUUACUAUUCUUAUGACACAGUGCAUAAUUACAAUUUCUCACACAAACAGUCAACCAAUUAUUAAAUGAACAUUAAAAACUACUGCCAAAAAUACCA